ACUGAUCUAUGAACUGAGAAGAAGAAGAUUUGUGAUUUUAUUGUCGUGGUCUUGAUGCAAUGUUUGGAGUUUCGACUUGAAAAGUAGACAACGAGGCUGAAUUUAUAAUAUUUUCACAUUAUCGGGCUAAGAGAGUGUCGAGGUAUGGAUGGUGCUCACAUGUCUCAGAGCUGCAAACUGUCUCUGCCCUGCUGUGUCAGUGGGGGGUCGCUGCUGAACCCCAAGACCCCACAGAUAGGUGGGGUCAGAGUUCAGCUCGAGAUGCAUGCACUCUGGCAGCAGUUUGACCAGCUGUGCACCGAGAUGAUUGUUACCAAAGCUGGAAGAAGAAUGUUUCCAACAUUCCAAGUGAGAAUCUCUGGGAUGGAUCCGACUGCGGAAUAUGUUUUACUCAUGGACUUCAUCCCUGCUGACGACAAAAGAUACAGAUAUGCGUUCCACAGCUCCUCCUGGUUGGUGGCAGGGCGAGCAGAUGUCGCCGCUCCGAGCAGGAUGCAUUUCCAUCCCGACUCACCUGCGCGUGGAUCUCAGUGGAUGAAGCAGACCGUCUCCUUUGAUACUUUAAAACUCACCAACAACUUGCUGGAUGAAAAUGGACACAUGAUAUUAAAUUCCAUGCAUCGGUACCAGCCACGCUUCCACGUGGUGUAUGUGGAUCCAGCACCUAACAGCCACUUAAACGCUUACAGAAACUUCGCCUCGUUCUCGUUUCCAGAGACGUGUUUCAUGGCCGUCACCGCCUACCAGAACCACCGGAUUACCCAGCUAAAGAUUGCUAACAACCCAUUUGCUAAAGGCUUCCGCACCACAGACCCCAAGGACUGGGUGGCUAUUUCCAGGCCGCUUGCAGGGGGGUGUCCACCAGAGGGCAGUACAGAGCCUCUGACCACCAAACACAGGAGCUGGAGUUCAAAGACUUCAACCAUGCAGGAGGAAACGACAACAUUCUCACUGGAACAGUUUGAACAAUUCCACUAACUUAAAGACUUCAGCUCCCACCCUGGAGAGGAGAGACGGGGACAGUUCUUGGUUCCAGGUGUACAAGAACCUCGCAUAAAAAUACUGAAUAAAAAAGCAGCAGACUAACCUUUGAGCUCAGUUUGACGUCAUUCAAAACCGUGCUGCGUAUGUGUUUUUAAAUGUACUUUGUGACAUUCCCACUAGAAUGACUUUAUAAGAUCUGUGUGCACCAUCUGACACUAACAUAUGAUAUUUACUGCUGUGGCACCACAACAAUGGCAACCUGUGCUUCAUAUUUG
Solea senegalensis (Senegalese sole) is the source of this 1259-nucleotide messenger RNA. RefSeq names its product T-box transcription factor TBX1-A. The coding region runs from base 145 to 978 and encodes 277 amino acids. Gene Ontology annotation, cellular component: nucleus. Gene Ontology annotation, biological process: regulation of transcription by RNA polymerase II; positive regulation of DNA-templated transcription; cell fate specification. Lineage: Eukaryota; Metazoa; Chordata; Actinopteri; Pleuronectiformes; Soleidae. The record is from RefSeq and is a predicted model, not a curated record. The transcript has 8 exons. Gene Ontology annotation, molecular function: RNA polymerase II cis-regulatory region sequence-specific DNA binding; DNA-binding transcription factor activity, RNA polymerase II-specific.